Molecule: messenger RNA, 6830 nt
Organism: Phasianus colchicus (ring-necked pheasant)
Lineage: Eukaryota; Metazoa; Chordata; Aves; Galliformes; Phasianidae
Gene: CAMKK1
Product: calcium/calmodulin dependent protein kinase kinase 1
Biological process (GO): protein phosphorylation; CAMKK-AMPK signaling cascade
Molecular function (GO): ATP binding; protein serine/threonine kinase activity
Source: RefSeq, a predicted model, not a curated record
GGCGGCGGGCGGGGGGCUCCGAUCCCGCGCGGCCAAUGGAGGGCGGGCGGCCGUGGGGCGGCGCGCGCUGAUAGGGCGCGUGCCGGGGAGUUUGUCCGGGCGCUGCAAACGGCGGCACGUUGGAGCGGAGCGGCGCGCGGCCGAGGGCAGGUACAGAUGAGAGAACAGCAGAAGGGUCCCUGCUUGAUUUUGUGCCUCCCUGCAGCUGCCAACUUGGCAACCAGAGAAGGAUACCUGAGUAGCUGGAGCUGUAUAAUUCAUCUCCCAGCGAUACCCUGAUCUGUACUGCAGGGACAUCUCAUGGGACCUGUGUGGCUGACAGAGGCAGAUGUUUUGAGACGACACUCAGUCAUGCCAUACUCUCACUGUGAGCGCUAGCAUUCCAGCUCUCUGCAGGCCCAUCUGAGACUCUGUGGGCAGCACACAGUGAUGGAGGACUCUCCAACAGAUGUUGUGGCUGAAGACAGUGACACAGGCUUCCAAGACACACAGGCUGAACUCACAGAGCGGGUGGCGGCCAUAGAUGUGUCUGUUCACCCAGACAGAAGUGACCAAAAUGGGGAAGACAUCACUGAAGAAAAUGACACUGUCUUUUCUGAUAACGUAAAAGACAUCCAAAGAAAUGGAGUCAACAGUGACGUGGAAACAAAUGAAUUCCUGCCCUCCCAACAGCCAGACGAUGCUCACUGUGGGCAUGCUUCCAAGAGACCUCUUGCUAGACCUGUGCUAUCAAGUAGGAAGUUGUCUCUUCAGGAAAGAUCAUCAGGAAGUCAUUUGGCAUUGAGCAAUGCUUCGGGUUUUGGUCAUUAUGCCACAGGGCCAUCACCACGUAUAAUGAGGAGGCCAACGAUAGAGUCCAACCGAGUCUCCAUCUCAGAUGCUGAGGACUGUGUGCAAUUAAACCAGUACAAGCUGCAGAGUGAAAUAGGCAAGGGUUCCUAUGGUGUUGUGAAGCUGGCCUACAACAAGGAUGAUGACAAGUAUUAUGCUAUGAAAGUCCUCUCCAAAAAGAAGCUCUUAAAGCAGUAUGGAUUUCCACGUCGACCUCCUCCUAGAGGGUCAAAAACAUCCACUGGAGAGCAGUCUAAAACAGUGGCACCACUGGACAGAGUCUAUCAGGAAAUAGCCAUAUUAAAGAAACUGGACCAUGUCAACGUUGUUAAACUGAUAGAGGUCCUUGAUGAUCCUGCAGAAGACAACUUAUACAUGGUGUUUGACCUCUUGAGGAAAGGGGCUGUCAUGGAGGUACCAAGUGACGAGCCAUUCAGCGAGGAUCAGGCCCGGCUCUACUUCAGAGACAUUGUUUUGGGCAUUGAGUACUUGCACUACCAGAAGAUCAUUCACCGGGACAUCAAGCCUUCCAAUUUGCUGCUAGGAGAUGAUGGACAUGUCAAAAUUGCUGAUUUUGGAGUCAGUAAUCAGUUUGAAGGGAACGAUGCCCAGCUUUCCAGCACAGCAGGAACACCAGCCUUCAUGGCACCAGAGGCCAUUUCAGACACGGGCAAAAGUUUCAGUGGAAAGGCACUUGAUGUAUGGGCCAUGGGAAUUACCCUGUACUGCUUUGUUUAUGGGAAGGUCUUCAAGAAGCGAACCAGACCAGUCAGUAUCAGUAUUUCUGUGCUACAGAUAGAAAAAUGUAGCAGAGAAAAGGAAAAUGGUCCCAUGUGUCCUUUUAUAGAUGAAUAUAUUCUGGGUCUUCAUAACAAGAUCAAGAGCAAGCCUGUGGAGUUCCCAGAAGAAUUACAGAUAAGUGAUGAGCUUAAGGAGCUGAUCUUACGCAUGCUUGAUAAAAAUCCAGAAACAAGGAUAACAGUCCCUGAAAUUAAGGUACAUCCAUGGCUAACCAAGGGUGGUGAGGAGCCUCUGCCACUGGAAGAAGAGCACUGUACUGUGGUGGAGGUUACAGAGGAGGAAGUGAAGAACUCAGUGAAGACAAUCCCAAGUUUGCCUGCUGUGAUCCUAGUGAAGGCCAUGCUAAGAAAACGCUCCUUUGGAAAUCCAUUUGAAGUUCAGACCAGACGGGAGGAGAGGUCCAUGUCUGCUCCAGGGAACCUGCUGAUAAAACAAGGGAGCAGAGAAGGAGGCAGGGACUCAGAGCUGCCUGAUGUGUGUGAAGAUGAAGCUACAUCCUGAAGCCACGUGGCUGUUGCAGGCUGGUUGCUCACGUGCUGCUGCUGCUGUACCCAUCGUGGUGUUGUUUGGCACACAUCUGCUCACAUCGCAAAGUCCAGGGCCUGCAAAGCAAAAAGCAAAACGGACCAACCUAGCAAACUGAAAAGGAGGAAAAGAGCAGCAAUAAAGAAACGAGCGAGUCUCAGCUGGCAGAGGGCUGGCUUGGCCUCUUGGGCAGCUGUGUUCCUCAUGCGAGGUGUCUGUGUGCUCCUCUGUGUGUGCCUUGCUCUCCACUUGUGCUUCACGUGUGAGCUUUGUAGUUGGGUGUCUUGACCAAUGAAUGUUUUUAUUUGCAGUGCAACAAACCAAACGUUGUCUCGUGGGUCGUUCACCCUAGAGACCUUUUUCUUGCUUUUUUUUCAUCCUCUGUUUCAAAGAUCAGGAAAAAAAAUGGCAUCAAAGCGAGGUCUUGUAUCAGAGAGCAACUCUUAAUGCACGCAUAAAGCAUUCUGUAUAGCAGGACACAGUCCUGUUCCAGUUGGUGAUUAUCAUUUCUAUGGAUAGCAGUUACAGAAGGGUGAGAUCUUCCUUUUGGUGUUUACACUGUCACUCUCAAUGCCUUUUUUUCCCUUUUCCUCUUAACCCUUAAUGUAAACCCUGCCAGCAUCGAUAGCUUUAUUCAUGGCAGUGUUGUAAACUAUAAGAACUACAUGAUAUUUCCUGUAUGUGCAAUGAGCCUUUGAAUGCCACAGAGCUCAACCACCAGGACACACCAUUACACCUGAAGGCUUAGUGCACAGGAGGCAUCUGCUGAUGAACUCUUCCUAAGGAGCUGUGAUUUCACUCCAUCACCUGCUCCCAGUCCUGUGCACAUGGGUGUCAUUAUGAAGUCUAAAAAGAAGUGACAGGUUUGGCAUUUAUCUCAUUUAAGGGCGAUUUCCUUUCACACACCUCUCUUAGCUCCUUUAAAAUGUGUGCCUGAUGCUUUUCAACUCCUGGUAAAUGGCCCAAAGUGGGAGAGCUCUUAAGAAUAGGAAACAUUAUGGAAGGGUUUUUAAACUAAGGAAGGUUACAGAACACAAAUGGGAUAAAAAUGAAAACUUGAUCUUUUGUUUCUUAAGGCCAUAGUUUUUAAUUUUAAGACUGUAAUUUUAUGCACAUGCUGAUGCUGCUGAUGGCAAUCCAUAGAUUGCUUCUAGACUUGGGAUUAGAAGCUUCAUCUCUACGUUUGACAACAGGUGAGAAACUGCACUCAAGGAGCAGAUGCAGUCAUUUCAUCGGCUGCUGCCUGUACAGACUGUGUGUAAUCAGGAAUUUCACUCUUGCACGCCGAGAGUAAAAGCCAGUGACAUCAAUCCAUCAAAAUACACACUGGUGUUUUCCUUUGAGCUUUAAGGGGGGUCUGAGCAUGCCUCCAGAAAGUCAAUGGACUGAACUCUUGUACUUAAGGGACACGAUUAUAUUUGGUUCCUUACUGACUUUUUUAGGUUAACCAUGAGGGCUUGGGGCUCGAGUCCCCUGAUUCUUUUGUGCCAGGGGAUAUGCAUACAAGGAUUAUUAAUAGCAAUUGGUAUACUAAUUUUCCCAUUCUAUUCAUUGUAGAUUAGUUUGGUUCCCAAUGAUUUUGUAGCUUGGCUUUGCUUCCAGUGCCUUCUGCUUGCCAGCCCCUGCCUGCCACCUCUUCAUCCUCCCCUCCGCUCAUCUCCAGCUGCCUCGCAGUGCUGGUGGGAAGCCCAGAGGCAGUCUGCAGCCUGGGCUGUGCCCCACGUCCUGCCUAUAAAUACUGGCCAAGCCUCGUGGCUCGGGGGGUGUAUUCUUAGAGUUAAGGUAUUUUGUCAAGGAGACCUUCCAUUUUUAAAUCAGGUGGCAGGAUUAUAUCCUGUAAAUGUUACUGCUCUGGGGCUGUAUUCUGCAUCACUUGCAUGCAGGUGUUCUGUUAAGCCUGCAUUUGUGCCUCUGCAUGCACCUGCGGUGCACUCAGCACCCCCCCGAGGUCUGUGAUUGUGCUUCAGCCUAGCACUGUGAUACAUCCCUGCACAAUGGAGCACUUGGAUACGUGCUAGAGCCAUAUUGACAUGUAAUGAAGAUUUAAACAUGACGAAAGGGAGGGAAAACCAAGAUGGAACCUUGGCAAGUCUGAGAGCACAGUGGAGCUCUGCAAAUGCAGAAGGAUGUGGUGGGACAAACUGCACGGAGGGGAUGGUUGUGCAUGGAAUACCUGCACACAGCUGGCCCCAUUUGGGGCAAAUGAGUCUUCAGUGGGUCAGAGCAUGAGGGCACCAUCUUCAGGUCCUGCUGAGCAGCCCCAGGAGAAGGGCAGCAGCAGUGGGCAGGAAGAAGUCCCUAAGGCCGGCCACAAAGGCAGGGGGAGAAGAGAGCAGCUGUAAUCCUUGUCAGCGUGGGUCUGCUGAGGUCUGAGCAACGCUUGGGUGGUGCUCACAGAGCUGCAAGGCCACAAAUGAGGUUUUAUUUAUUGUGCUUUUUAACAGAUGGUAGGGGGAGAAGUUUGCUAACGCAGGUGGUUGUUGGCUUACUCUAAAAAUGUGCAGCUGGGGGAGUUGAUGGGGGUGAGGUGGCUGGGAAGCUGCUCAAUUAAUGAGACCAAGCAAAUAAUUACAGAUUUUUCUCUAUGUUCUUAGAGCAGUAAGUAGAGCACUGCUGUAGUUUUGGAGGAGGAUUGAGGAGAGUGGGUAUUUGUUGUGAUUAUCCCAAAAUCUGCUUUGGAAAAUUGCCUUUUUUGGUGAAAGAAACCCUUCUGGAGCUGUUUCUGCAGGUCCAGGGAACAGAAUCAGUAUCACAGAGCUGAGCUUUUGUCAGAUCUUAUUUCUCCAGCCAGCCUGCCAGCUUUGUGGGUUUGCCCUUCUACCUCCAGAAACUGCACACAUCAAAAAGGUGGGAGCAGCACAAGCAGCAAGAGCUGCUGGAGUUGAUCCAAAAACUCGGUGUGACUUCUGCAAGGAUGCUUCAUUCACUGAGCUGCAAUGAAACUCUUGCUCAUUUUUCCGUGUGUUAGGGCAGCUAGGAGCAUUGCUGCCCUUACUUUGAAGUAAGGAAGAGAUUCGAUAGAGAAUCUGCUCAAAACGAAUGCCUCUGGCCAGCCAGCCCUUUUGUUCAGUCUAGAAAGUCAUUAGCUGGAUGUCCAAAUAUUUGUGUUCCUGCUAUGAACACGGGGUGGGAUUUGGUGUGGCAGGGCUGCUGUGAGCAGUGUGACUCUGGGUGGUGUGGGCACUUGUGGAUGCUUAUUGUUUACUCUGCCCAAACCCGGUUGGCGGUGCUGCUGUGUGCUGACAGGUGCCUGGCGGCUGUGUUUGCAGAGGGCUCCUCCUGACGGCAGUCGGCUCUGAUCAGCCUUUAAGCUUGGGGAUGGGCCCAGCACGGGAAGCUUGGAUGGCAGUUUCUCGUUUGGAGAAACGGAGCCUCUCUCUGAUCCCCAGGAGGUCGCUUGUUUCUCUUGCUCCCUUAAUAGCUGCAGCUCUUCUGUUCGGGGGGCAGUGAGUCACUGAACAGAAUCACUGAGGUUGGGAAAGACCUCCAAGGUCACCCAUUUUCCCACCACCAUAUUCCCCUGUCCCUUAGUACCACAUCUAAAUGUUUCUUGAACUCUUCCAGGGACGGUGACUCCCCACCUCCCUGCACAGCCCAUAACAGUGCUUCGCUGCUCUUUCAGGGAAGAAAUUUUUCCUGAUAUCCAACCUGAAUCUCCCCUGGUGUAACCUGAGGCCGUUCCUCCUGCUGGCAGCUCUGUGCUGAUACACAUCAGGAUGCUGUUGGCCUUCUUGGCCACCUGAGCAUGCUGUGCUAAGUAAAAAUCCUCAUUUAAGAUCUCCUGUCUGGUAUGAAGGAAUAUUGCAGUGCGUGCCUAUUGGCAGGAAAACAUUGCUGUGAAUGCCACACUUGCAAAUAAAUGAGCUUUGCAGCUAUUAAAUGAUACGUUACAGCAGAUACAUGGAUAACAACUCAGCACUUCAGAAGCUGCCUCAGCCAGCCGUGUGUGUGUGCUGUCCCUGCUCUUGCACAGUGAUUUCCACUGAUGCAGCUCCAGGAAUCAGAUGUUCCUUCACUGUUCUCACAGUCACGUUGCUGCCUGCUUGUGCUGCUGUUCUGCAGUGAGAUGGACCUGGGAGAGGGAAGGCUCUGCCUGAGGGUUAGGAUCUGAAUGAGGGAGGGAUGUGCAGAGGAUGGAGGACUGCAGUGCUGUGGAGCCCUGCCAAGAGCAGGAGCGCGUUGGUGUCUGGGCUCUGGGGACAGGAGGCACAUCAGUGCCUGAUGUGGACGUGUAGCUUAGUUUGGGUAUGAAACUUCUCCCCCACCAGGGUUUGUGUGCUGAGCAAAGCAGUGAAAGGGAUUUCUUUUCUGGCCCAAAGCUGUAGAAGACCACAUCCUGAGCAGCACACUGAGUGCUCUGAAAAACUGUAAAUUCAGGAAAAAAAGAAAAACGAUGACUUUUCAGGAUAUAAUUCUGAUCCUCCGUGCCGUAACCUUGCUGCUGUGUACCUGAUUUAUGCCUGUUCUGUUAGUAUUUAAGUCUCUCGUUCCGCUCGAUGUGAAGUAUGACUCUGCGUGUGCUCUGACUCCAGCAUGAUGUAUAUGCACUCAGUACUGUAAUGGCACGUGGCCAUUACCCUGUAAAUAUGUACCAUGAAUAGAGAGGCUAUUUUUUGCAUGCUUUUGUACUCUAGAACCAAAAAAGAAAAUGACAAUAAAGUCCACAGAAACGA